Molecule: messenger RNA, 1263 nt
Organism: Portunus trituberculatus (swimming crab)
Lineage: Eukaryota; Metazoa; Arthropoda; Malacostraca; Decapoda; Portunidae
Product: ATP synthase subunit C lysine N-methyltransferase-like
Exons: 5
Coding region: 234-926 (230 amino acids)
Biological process (GO): positive regulation of proton-transporting ATP synthase activity, rotational mechanism; peptidyl-lysine trimethylation; regulation of mitochondrial ATP synthesis coupled proton transport
Cellular component (GO): mitochondrion
Molecular function (GO): protein-lysine N-methyltransferase activity
Source: RefSeq, a predicted model, not a curated record
UCACCUUGAGCCACCUCCACGCUGUAUACAAUUUGCUCAAUACCGUUUUGACUAUUUACCGGUACGAAAAUUUUACCGGUACAGUACCGUUAAGGCUGGUACCGGUAUUACUGGUAUUGGUACCGGAACUUGCCCGUGGUUUGUUUACAUAGGAAGGUGGCUCAGUGGCACACACCCGGUGCCACUUUUCCAAAGUUGUCGUGAGGGAUAUUGUGAGAUCUAAUCUUUUUGCAAUGCAAGAAACCACGAAAGGCUUGCAAGGCACUCAAGUGGAUGCACUGUUGAAGGAGAGCAGCGUGGACAGGCGGCUUCGUGUGAAUGGUAUGGGUCUGGCGCUGGUUGGUGUGACAGGAGGGGCAGCUGUUGCUCUCAGUAUCAUUGCAGCACCAUUCGUGACCCCUGCCCUUAGGAAGGUAUGCCUACCUUAUGUCCCUGCCACAAGUCGGCAAGUGAGGAAUGUGGUGACAGGCCUCAAGGGACGCUCUGGUCGACUGGUGGAUCUCGGCAGUGGUGACGGCAGAAUUGUUGUGGCAGCUGCUCGUCACGCUCAGUUGAAGGCAGUUGGGGUGGAGCUGAAUCCAUGGCUUGUGUGGUAUUCACGGUGGGCUGCUUGGCGAGGAGGAGUGGCCAGCUCCACCUCCUUUGUCACCCAAGACUUGUGGCGGCUUGACCUGAGGGACUACCAGAACAUUGUCAUUUUUGGAGUGGAGGAGAUGAUGCCAGAUCUUGAGUCAAAGCUGUCACAAGAAUUAACACAAGACAGUCUAGUCAUUGCCUGUCGUUUUCCACUCCCAUCUUGGAAACCUACUGCCACUAUAGGCCAUGGCUUGGACUCAGUGUGGCUCUAUCAUAGACCACUCAAGGCUACACUUCAAACUGUGGAAGCUCCAGAACUCCUCACAUCAGAGUCCAAUAAGGCAAGAUAGCAUUAGCUUUUGCUGGCCUCCACUCAUCUUGUACUAGAAGAAACUGUAUCAUGGCCUGGAGAAAUGGGUGAUUGUCAUCGUGCAUUCAGUAAGUUUUAAUUUCUAGCUGUUGGAUCUGAAAAAGGGUCAUCAACAUGUAGGAAGGAAAACAAUGGCAGCUGGAGGAUCAGUUGAAAGAGGAAAGUUUAAUUGCAUUUAGUAUUACUGAAUACAACAGGAGGUGAGUGUUCUAGUGAAAGCAGGUUUGCUACUGUCUGUAAUUUUUGGGUUUUGCAAAGUUGUGCCUGUAUGUAAAAUUAGUGUAUGUAGGCAUUUUAUCAAUAGAAAAUAUAUUACA